AUGCCUAUAUCUUGGGAGGCAAAGAGAGCAUACCCAAUACAAUGGCGCGGUGCCAAAACAAAGUCAGCGGCGAGACUUACAGAUCUUGCUCAGGGGCCCCUAGGAUCCAAACCAUUAGCCCCAUUUAUUGGUGAUGCACCACAGUAUCCUACUGUGGUCCAGGGGGCCAAAUAUAAUAUGCAAAAGUUUCAAAACUGUGUGCUUCUCACUCGAGUUGGGAACUUUUAUGAGCUUUAUCUCCAUCAAGCUGAGGAGUACGCCAGUUUGCUAAAUUUAAAACUGGCUUAUAAAAAAACGGCUGGUGGCGCAGUUCCCAUGGCCGGCUUUCCCUACUUUCAAUUAGAUCGAUUUCUCAAGGUCCUAGUUCAGGAGAUGAAGAAAAACGUGGCUAUUAGCGAAGAAUUUGCCAAUGAUGCCGCUGCGAAAGCAAUGUCUGGAGGGCUAAUGUUCGAUCGCAGAGUUGCUCGUAUAGUCACCCCCGGCACAUUGAUUGAUGAGAAAUUUAUUGACCAAUGCCAAAACAAUUACCUUCUUGCUAUACAUGUCAAUCCCAGCUUUGUCACUGAUCAGCAUGAUACAGAUGAUGGUGUAACUCGAGGACAGUUCCGUUGCCUUCCUGAAUCAGAAUCUAUCGGGCUUGCGUGGCUGGAUAUAUCAACUGGAGAUUUUCUGACCCAGAAUACUAGCCCUCAGAUGCUCCCAUCAGCAAUCACACGUAUAGCAGCUCGCGAAAUCUUAGUUGAUCAAUCAGUUGGCGAAUCAAUACGGGCAGAGCUCGAAGCUUUGGUGGCCCACGAACACCAACCAAUAACCUACUUCCAAUGCCCUAAAAUUAUGCGGCCAUUAUCAGAAUGGAACUCUUGUUUCGAUUCACCAAUACCUACAAAAGCUGCUUCUAUGUUCACUCCACAGGAGGAAUCAGCUUGCAAGAUGAUCUUAGAAUAUGUUAAGAAGCAAAUGAAAAAUACUGAUGUGAGGCUCCAGCCACCUCGCCGAAAAUUAACUGAGGACUUUAUGUCUAUUGACCGGAAUAGUUUGAGGGGACUUGAAAUUCUGGAAACGGCGAGGGAUGGUUUUGGCAAAGGAAGCCUGCUGCAUGCAGUACGGCGAACAUCAACUAGCAGUGGCGCUCGACUAUUGAGAGAAAGACUAACCUCGCCAUCUGCCUCGUUAGGUGUUAUCAAUGAGCGCCUAGACCUAGUCUCUCUUCUAAUAGAAGAUGAUGAGUUGCGGGAUAAUAUCAUGAGGUCAUUAAAACGCAGCUAUGAUACCCAACGUCUCAUCCAGAAAUUCUCUCUGGGAAGGGGCUUACCAGACGACCUUAUAUGCCUUUCCAGAGCUAUAAAUGCUUCGAGCAGUAUUAAGUCAAUCUUGAAACAAAAAUUUACAGACACUGAAUCAUUAGUUAGAGACCAACCUACUUCUAGCCCCCAUAAAAGCAUGCUGCCAUUACUGCAUCGCUUCAAUUUAGAAGGUCUAGAGGACCUAUCACAGCGAAUACAAGAUUCAAUUGACGAAGAGAGGCUAUUACAGCAGCAGCGCGUGGAGGAGAAUGCGGCAGCUGAUGAUUCGGCUCUUGCUCAUGACGUGCUGUUAAGUGAAGGUUUACCUGCGGACCUCGAAGCUAUGCCAAAGAGAGUUAAAGACUCAAAAACAGAUGGGCCGAAAGGAACGAACGAGCCUGAUACACCGAGUGACAUCACUUGGAUUAUGCGCCGGGAUGCUAGCAAAACUUUACGAAACCUACAUGAGACGCUUGAAAGCCUUUACUGCGAGAAGACUAAGCUAACCAAAGAGCUACAACUAACUUUAGACACUCCUCACCUAAGUCUAAAAUGGACCCCCGGCCUUGGACAUAUUGUUCAUAUCAAAGGGGCCAAAGCAAUGAAAAGCUCACUUGAUAGCCUGGGAGUAACGCGUACCGUUUCCUCAUCGAAAUCUACACGCUCAUUUUAUUUAGCUUCCUGGACUCAACUAGGUGCCAAACUGGAAAAUAUGAAGCAACAAAUUAGAGCUGAGGAACAAAAUAUAUUCAAGGCGUUGCGACAUGCAGUGAUUUUGAAUCUGGUCAAACUCCGCCGCAACGCAGGUGUUUUAGACGAACUUGAUGUGGCAUGUUCCUUUGCAACUCUAGCUAAGGAGCAAGGGAUGGUUCGGCCAAUUGUGAACAAUGGAUUGAACCAUAAGAUAAUAGGUGGCAGACACCCUACUGUUAAGCUUGGGGUCGAAGAACAAGGCCGCCCAUUCGUCAGUAAUGACUGUUUUGUGGGAGAUAAGGAGCGAAUUUUACUUAUCACUGGGCCCAACAUGGCUGGAAAAAGUACAUUUCUUCGGCAAAACGCUCUCAUAACAAUUCUUGCACAAGUCGGCUCCUACGUUCCGGCAGAAUACGCCGAAAUAGGGCUCGUGGAUAAGAUAUUCAGUCGUAUCGGGGCAGCUGACGAUUUGUUUCGCGAUCAAUCGACAUUUAUGGUUGAAAUGUUAGAAACUGCCUCAAUCCUAAAGCAUGCCACCCCUCGCUCUUUCGUGAUAAUGGAUGAGGUCGGCAGAGGAACAACUCCAGAAGACGGAACAGCCGUGGGAUUCGCAUGCCUACAUCAUCUUCAUAAUGAGAAUAAAUCCCGCACUUUGUUUGCGACUCAUUUCCAUGUGCUGGCUGAUAUGACAGCAGAUUUUGAACAUCUUGGCCGAUAUUGCACUGACCUGAAGGAGGAUUCUUCUGGUGGUUUCUCAUACAUCCACAAGCUAAAACCUGGGGUCAACCGGCAGUCUCACGCACUAAAGGUUGCCCAACUUGCUGGCUUACCACCAAGUGUGAUUGAGGUUGCCAACGGCAUGAUUCAGAAAAUGACAGCUACUGGAACAGAGCUUGGACAUCGAGUGCAAGACAAUUAUCGCAAGGCGGCCCGUUCUUCGUCUUAA
This is a messenger RNA of Microsporum canis CBS 113480, 2922 nucleotides long. Its product is annotated as MutS2 protein. The transcript has 3 exons. Gene Ontology annotation, cellular component: nucleus. The record is from RefSeq and is a predicted model, not a curated record. Bases 1 to 2922 code for a protein of 973 amino acids. Gene Ontology annotation, biological process: mismatch repair. NCBI's taxonomy places the organism in Eukaryota, Fungi, Ascomycota, Eurotiomycetes, Onygenales, Arthrodermataceae. Gene Ontology annotation, molecular function: ATP binding; mismatched DNA binding; ATP-dependent DNA damage sensor activity.